Hevea brasiliensis (rubber tree) is the source of this 1080-nucleotide messenger RNA. RefSeq lists its product as uncharacterized. The record is from RefSeq and is a predicted model, not a curated record. Bases 152 to 877 code for a protein of 241 amino acids. Lineage: Eukaryota; Viridiplantae; Streptophyta; Magnoliopsida; Malpighiales; Euphorbiaceae. The transcript is spliced from 3 exons. Gene Ontology annotation, cellular component: mitochondrial matrix.
AAGUCAGGUGGACGUGGAUCAGGCAGAACAAUCCCGUGGACAUUUUACCCACAGGCCACAACCCGUCUUCCUAAAACCCUAAUGAAAUCCCCUGAGCCCUUCCCAUACAACAGGAAGAAACGCUUCCUUUGUUCCCCUUUGCCUGUAAAAAAUGGCACGCCUAAUCCGUCCUCUAAGAAGAACCCUUCUCUCCCAUUCUAAAACCCUAAUUCCCCAACUUCAACAAUUCCACCAAAAUCCCAUUUUACUCCAUGACAAAUUGGGAUUGAACCAAACGACUAUAACCAGAAAUUACACAUCAGAAAUGCGCAAAACAGCCUUUCGAGAUAAAAUCCUCAGGCUUCUUCGUAACGAAAUGCAAUAUGAGUUGGAACAUGCCCCUCCUAGGCAGCCUGUUACCAAGUUUGAUUCCUUCACAAUUGAUGAACGGCCAGGGGAGCAAUGGGUUAUAUUAAAAAGGAAAUUUGCUAGGAAUGAGGAGAUUAAGGUAGAAGCAACCAUGUUUGAUGGAGCUGUUCCAAUUGCAAAAUCUGGUGAUAGCACCAAGGACAAUGUGCAGCUUCACAUUACUUUGAUUGUUAAUAUCUCCAAGGGUAAUGGUGAUUCCUUAGAGAUCAUGUGCUCAGCUUGGCCAGAUACGAUUGAAAUUACAAAGUUUUUCAUAGGCACAAGUGACAAGAUGCCGGCUCAAGCUUAUGUUGGUCCUGACUUCAAGGAAUUGGAUGAUGAACUGCAAGAUUCACUAUAUGAAUUCUUGGAUGCAAGGGGUAUAAAUGAUGAAUUGGCAGCUUUCUUGCAUGAAUACAUGAAGAACAAAGAUAGAACCGAGUACAUUAAGUGGAUAGGUACUGUCAAAUCUUACAUUGAGGAGAAGUAGAGAUUGUUUUCUUAUUGUGAUCAUACUUCCAUUUAACUCCUGUGUAUUGUUUAAUGGAACUUUAAACAAGGAUGCCAAUUUUGGCUACCUAUACAAAUUUGACUAGCAAUUGAAGAGGGGAUCUCCACUGUGAUAAUAAUUGAACGCAUCUGAGUUUAAAAGUUGUUUAAAGCAUCCAGUCCAUUGAAGUUAUAUUCUCUAUU